Messenger RNA from Tigriopus californicus, 3264 nucleotides. RefSeq names its product MFS-type transporter SLC18B1-like. Bases 1107 to 2717 code for a protein of 536 amino acids. Gene Ontology annotation, molecular function: transmembrane transporter activity. The record is from RefSeq and is a predicted model, not a curated record. Lineage: Eukaryota; Metazoa; Arthropoda; Copepoda; Harpacticoida; Harpacticidae. Gene Ontology annotation, biological process: transmembrane transport. The transcript has 2 exons.
AUGCACCGAAGAAGAAGAUGGCUUCCACUCGCAAGUUGUCCUUUACCUGUGUCAAAACUCGAAACUCUUACAACCAACUCAAUCAUCACGGGGUGCAAAUCGAGAAAAUCGAGAAAGAGGCCUGUGGUUUAGGUUUGAGUGCGACCACGUCAGUAUCAUGGGCAUAUAAAUACAUGGUGUCCCUGCCUGGUCAUAGUGUCCGUGAUAAAAUACGCUCCAAUCGAACCGUUGUCCAUGGGGAAGUGUCUGAUCCCCCACUUUGAUCUAACGUUUGUGGCAUCUGUGGAUUUCGUAAAUCAUCAUUUCGACAUUUCGACAGACGAGGAGAACUCCAACAACUCUGAGCAAUGCUGAGGUGCUCUCCAAGCGAGUCCAUGAGGGGUGACCUCCAUCGGUCCAGCUCGCCUCUUCGUUAGUAGUAAGUUAGUUAGUAAGUUAGUUAGUCAAUAGUGAGCCAGGCAGGCAGGCAGCCAGCCAUCAUCCAACACCCAACACCCAACACCCAACACCCAACACCCAACACCCAACACCCGGUUUUCUUUCGAGGAUUUCAGAUUCAGAUUGGACGAGAUGUUUUCUCCGAUUCAGUCACGAAGAUCGUUGCAAUUGACAAGACAGACGUUAGCGUGAUUGGGAGUUGAGCUAGCAGAACGGGUAUGACGGAGGGGUUGUUGCAUCUGAAUUGAACGCUAACCAGGAUUCUCCGUCGCUCCCUUGUCGCCUUUUGCACCCCCGUCAUCCACCAUCAUCCACCCCCAUCUGGCUCUCUUGGCCUCGCCACUGGAUGCUUGAGACUCACUCGCCUUUCUCCUUGACUCAGUCCUCACAAACAACCAUCCUGAUCUUCUCGCUUCAAUCCUCUUCGGCCGAAGCUCUGGAGUAGUUGUUCGUUCUUUGGUUUAGGAACACCACCAUUGACCAGAAACUGAAGAGUGGGUUGACACUUCUUGCCCAAUAGAUUGGAAUUGGAGGGAGCAGAGAGACUACCUUUGAACACUGACUUAUCAUCCCUGGGCUUGGUUGGGUGCAUUCAAAUAUCCACAUCCACCAGGUGGCCCUCGCCAUUGUCCACAUUGUCCAACAGUCUGAUCCUUUCCCCCGUCAACAUGGUGUGUUCCAUGUUGCGCAACUUUAGCCGGAGACAAUGGCUCACCGUCAUCGUGUUCAGCAUCGUCCAGUUCUGUCAAGCCAUUUGUGUGUCGCUCCAAGCACCGUUCUACCCUCAAGAGGCGGAGAAGAAAGGCGCCACACCCACCCAGUAUGGUUUGGUCUUUGGCGUCUUCGAGCUCACCGUCUUCAUUGUGAGCCCCUACAUCGGACAGAACAUCAACCGCAUGGGCGGCAAGCGCGUGUUUAACACGGGUAUCUUCACCACGGGAUUCUGUUCCAUCUUGUUCGGACUCCUGGACAAGAUUCAAGAUGGCACUUGGUUCAUCGCGCUCAGUUUUGUGAUUCGCAUCAUCGAAGCAGUCGGGAACUCCAUGUUCCUGUGUGCCGCCUUCACCAUCACUGCCAAGGAGUUCCCCGAGAAUGUGGCCACCAUGUUCGCCUGCAUGGAGACCUUCUUUGGCGUGGGCCUAAUUGUGGGUCCAAGUGUAGGGGGUGCCUUGUACGAAUUGGGCGGAUAUUACUUGCCUUUCGUCUCGUUGGGCUCUUGCCUCGUUCUAGCAGCCUGUCUGACACUUUUCCUGCUCCCUUCAAACUACGAUGAAGACGAUAAGAAUGAAGAGGGCCCCAGGAAAGGCAUGAUCGCGGCCUUACAGGUCCCCUCCAUCAGCAUCGCCGUCCUGAGUGUGUUGUGCGCCUCCUCUUCAGUGGGAUUUCUCCUCACCACCCUGGAGCCUCAUAUGCGACAAUUCCAGCUCACCCCUGUUUCAAUGGGACUGAUGUUCGUCGUCAACGGCGGAUGUUAUGCCAUGACCGCACCUUGUUUCGGAGUGAUCUGCGACAAAUGGGCCCACCCGACCAUUGUCAACUACUUUGGCUUGACUUCCGUGAUUGCCUCGUUCACCUUGUUGGGCCCGGCCCCUUUCUUUCCGAUCCCUACAUACAUAUCGGUAUGUAUCGUGGCCCUCAUCCUCCAUGGGUGUGCUUUGGGCGCCACUUUGGUGUCCGGCUUUUCCAUUGCUCACAAGGAAGCCGUGCGGCACGGAUUCCCGACAACUUUGACACUCACGGAGUCAUCUCCGGGUUGUGGACGUCGGUGUUCGCUUUGGGCGCCUUCAUCGGCCGUCGGUGGCGGGCGUCAUGUACCAGCAUUUGGGCAUGCGUUGGGCGUCCCAAUUCAUCGUGGCAUUCGGGAUCUUGGUGCUCCUCAUUACCAUCGUUUCCAGUUGGCUGAAGGCACGUUGGAAAAGAGUCGACGAAGCGAGUACGAGCCUAUCGUCACCGACGACCAAUUGGGUCCGGAUUAUGGCUCCCGACGAAUGGGUCGAUCGCCCAGUAUCGGCUACAGUAGCGGCUCGGGUCAAAGCUCGAGCAACCCCUCGCCGCCCUUGGUGGGUGUGGAUCCCGAGCAGGCCGCCCGCUCCUUGCCUCACACGGAAAGCUCCAGCUCGUUAGCCAUGCGAGGGACCAGCCAGCGCCGACGCAGCCGAUCCGCCUCCGAUGUCACCCAAGAGCCCAUUCCAAAGUGGGUCCAUGGGCCUCCUCGGUGGGUACUGGGUUAUGCCGUUUCCGAUUCAUCACGGAUCGGCCGCCGCUGGAGUGCCCCAUGACAUGCCCCAUGAGAUGCCCAUGACAUGCCCCACGAAGUCAUUCUGGAGCACGAACCGAGCGUGGCUCCUCCUCGGCGAAACGCGCGCUCGAGUCGCGCCAAAGAAUCGUCCAGUCCGUCAACAACGGGACGCCAAUCCAGCCAUAAUCCAGAUUCGAAUCCGGGUAAAAGGGAGACUGAAAAAUAAGAGUAACAACGUUCAUAAUAUUAACAAUAAUAGUAAUAAGAAAAAAGAAGAUAUAACGAUGAGAAUGAGCGAGCGGGUCUGCCGAUUCGUCGUCAGAAACUCUUGAACAAGUCCAGACCUUAGGAAAACUUCACUGCCGACCUUUUUUUUUAUCAAUAUCACGCCAUAUUUAAAGACUUAUUUGCAAUCCAUAUUUAUACGUCGCCACUCGAAUGCUCCGUCACUGCCAUGUGCAAUAACAAUGUUUAUUUAUAACAUUAUCAUGAUUAUCAUUGUUGAUGCCUGAUCAUCUGUCGCCCUCUCAUCGCCACAACCUCGUCAAUGUACUUCCUUUCUAGUAAUAAAAUAGUAAGACACACAA